Molecule: messenger RNA, 1017 nt
Organism: Neohortaea acidophila
Lineage: Eukaryota; Fungi; Ascomycota; Dothideomycetes; Mycosphaerellales; Teratosphaeriaceae
Exons: 2
Coding region: 1-1017 (338 amino acids)
Molecular function (GO): arylformamidase activity
Source: RefSeq, a predicted model, not a curated record
AUGUCUAAGCUCCCCGAUUUCGAUGACUUGCCCAAGGUCGAGGGCAUGCCGCAAGGCUGCGCCUGGGGCGUCUGGGACAAAGGCGGCAAGAAAGACGUCUACGGCACGCUGAACCUGCUCACGCCCGAAGUGGUGCAAGCCGCGUACAAGGAGCUGCGCGACGGCGUCUCCGUCUCGCUCAACUGGCCCAUCGGCGCCAUUGAAACGCCCGGCUUCGGACGCAAAGGCCUCGUCCACAAGGUCAUCAAUUUCCAGGACACGCCGCUGGCUUGCCACGGGUACGAUGACGAGGUCGAGUUCAACACGCAGUGCAGCUCCCAGUGGGACUCGCUGUGCCAUUUCCACCACCAGGCGUCCGCCAAGGGGUACAACGGCGUGCAGACGAACGUCGAGGCGCUGACGCAGAAGUACGGGCAGGAGGACAAGGAGGCCAAACUGCCCACUUUGGACCACUGGCAUCGCCGCGGCGGCCUGGUGGCGCGCGGCGUCUUCCUCGACUACAAGCUGUACGCCGACGAGAACGGGAUUUCGUACAGCCCGUUCGACUCGCACCGCAUCUCCAUCGACGUGCUGGAGAAGGUGGCGAAGAAGCAGGGCGUCGACUUCCGCCCGGGCGACGUGCUCAUCAUCCGCUCCGGCUUCACGGAAGGCCUGACGGGCCAGGCGCCGGAGAAGCAGCAGGAGCUCCUCGGCACGCACAAGACGUGCGGCGUCGAGGGCACCGAGGAGUCGGCCAAGUGGUUUUGGAACAAGCACUUUGCCGCCGUGGCGGGCGAUGCGAUUGCUUUCGAGGCCAUUCCGCCUAUUGUCAAUGGGAAGGAGGCUGGGGUUGCUGAGCUUGUGCUGCACCAGUACUUUUUGGCGUUGUAUGGGAUGCCCAUUGGCGAGUUGUGGGAUCUGAAGGAGCUCUCGGAUACGUGCAAGAGGCUGGGCAGGUACAGCUUUUUGCUGACUAGUGUGCCUUUGAAUGUGCCGGGUGGCAUUGGCUCGCCGCCUAAUGCCCUCGCGUUAUUCUAG